ACACACACACACACACACACACACCCCUCAGACACAUUAGACGGGGGAGGGUGGGGCGCCAGCAGCGAUCCCUAAUGGGCUCGGCCGUCCUCUGGUCCAUUUGCCCGAUGAAGACACAGCUCCUCCUGAUGCGUCUUCACAGGCUCACUUGUUAUUUUUUUCUCGCUUCAAGACUUUAACCUGAGAGGACGAACACGGGAGACGGACCGGGGACGAACAAGUAGGAUUCAGGGAGCUUUUUCCUUUCCUUGUCCCUUCUGUAACUGGAGUGUCUUUGGAUGCCUGGUCUCCGUCCCCUCCCAGCCGGCCCUGAAAGUUGACCCUCGGGAAGCAGGCGAGGUGCCGGGCCGGGAGGAUGCCGUCGCUGCACCACGGCACCAUCUUCAUCGGAGCCUUCCUCAUCGUGACCGGGGGCUCCACGGCCUUCCUGGUCUCCGCCCAGAGCCGCCUGCAGGCGUUCUCGCUGUGCUGCGUGGCGCUGGGGGUGGUCAUGCUCAUCCUGGGGCUCUUCUGGGCCAUGAACAGCAAGAGCGCCGCCAACUACAACCACGGGGAGUUCGACCCGGAGUGCCCCCACUACCCGUACGACUACCCCAACUUCGGCAGCCAUGCCCUCUUCACCCCCCCGGGGAGCCGCUUCCCGGAGUCCCAGUCGGUGUUCCUGCCGAGGUGGGUUGUGGAACAAAAGCCUUAUUCAAGUGUAUUUAAUGAUUUGUCUGUCCUGUAUUUGUACAGAAAACUAGUCCAUUUAACCAGAAUAUUCUUUUUAAUGAAGACACUAAACCCGCUAAUUAUACACAAGAUAUUAUUUGUCUUCAGAGAUGCAUCUGUUCAUAAGAGGUGUGAACAUAAACUCCACUAAAGUAGUUCUGCUUGAAUAUGGACGUAUUCGUCCCCUGAUGACAAAAUCCUCUACUGGGAGUUUCCCAUUUACACACCAAUGAAAUAUGACGACAGAGGAGACAGUUAAAGAAAUGAAUUCAUGUGAUCACUUCAGGAAAUACACCUGCUUUCUUUGCUAAAAGGUCCGAUGAAAACCUCAUACCAGUCUGUCACGUCACAGUGAAGACCGAUGAUGACAAACACGCACACACACAUUUCUACACAAAAUCCAUUUACUGAGCAGCACAUAAACCACCUCAUGUCAUAUUUAAUAUCAAACGUAUGUUAGUUACCAACAGCUUCCUGUCUGGAAACAGUGGAACGACUACAAAGAGACUAAAGACGACUACAAAGAGACUAAAGACGACGACA
Messenger RNA from Gasterosteus aculeatus aculeatus (three-spined stickleback), 1254 nucleotides. NCBI's taxonomy places the organism in Eukaryota, Metazoa, Chordata, Actinopteri, Perciformes, Gasterosteidae. The record is from RefSeq and is a predicted model, not a curated record.